Molecule: messenger RNA, 1269 nt
Organism: Stereum hirsutum FP-91666 SS1
Lineage: Eukaryota; Fungi; Basidiomycota; Agaricomycetes; Russulales; Stereaceae
Exons: 4
Coding region: 1-1269 (422 amino acids)
Source: RefSeq, a predicted model, not a curated record
AUGAGCUUUCGUGACGACUGGCCCAAGAACCCGGAUGGCAUCGAUUUCGACGGCAAGGGGCUACUCAAACUCGUUCGAAGCGGUCGUAGUCCCUUUCGGAGCGCCUGGAAUGUCGAGUUGCUCAUUAGGGAGAUAGAGGAGAAGCUUGGAUCCAAGAUCGUUGAUAUCCCUUCCGUCCUCAAGGGGUCGAAUAAUUAUGGCUUCGACAUUACGAUGGAGAAUGGAGUGCGCAUCCUGGCUCGUCUCGCUCGAGGGGACGUCAACAUGCCAGACUUUGAUGGCUUUCCAGUGGAGGAGCAAGUGGCAGAGGUCGAGUUCGAGGCUGCAGCGUAUACUCUAUUACGUUCCGAGGCCACCAUUCUGCCCUCCCGCUUGCUUUAUCACCGUGUUCCAGUGCUAGACAUUGGAAGGAGCAAUGAUAUACCAGCUACCAUCAAAGGUCGACGACUGCUUGUGUUCGAAAAGGCGGACGGAGAGAACAAUGUAUGGGCUGAUCUCGACUCUAGACAGAAGAUGAAUUUACUUGGACAAUGCGCCAAUAUGCGGGCCGCACUUUUCAAAUUUCGACUCCCAAUGGACUUCGCCGCUCGUUGGCUCCGCGAACGGCUCUUCGCACAAAGACCCGAUUCAUUCCCUAUCCCCGUCGCUCCCACUCGCGAUUUUACUCACGCGCUCUUAACGUCCAAAAUUGAAGCUACGAUCAAGAACGUAGGCGACAUGAUCGGCUGGGAAGAUGAUAACGAAGUCGUAGGACCAAUCGCUGCAGCCGCCAAACGCUCAAUGCUUCAUCUCCUACCCCAUAUCCUACCCGUCGGGAGCGACCAGUUUGAGAGCGCGCUGUAUCGCCUCGUUUUGGAGCACGGCGAUUUGGGUAUCCAUAACAUGUCGAUCGUGAGAGCUGUUGAUGGAGAUCCUUUGGUCACUUCUGUGUAUGAUUGGGAGACGGGUUGUAUCGUGCCCGCCAUUCUUUCAGAUCCCCUCAUGGCAGUGGAAGUUGAUUUGGUGGUAGAUGAGGACGCGAAGCCGGCGAUCUCCCGCAUUCAUGAUGCCUCGUCGGAAGAGUAUCGGUCGCAGUGCAUGGGAUGGGCGAAAUGCUACUUCGACACUCUCUACAUCCAAGCUCCGGAAUACGCUCAAGCAAUCAAGGCUGGGAGGGACGUUCGGCAUCUUUGGUUAGCCCUGCGUGAGUGGCGAGGCGAUGACCCCGAGGGUUACUUCGGAGAGUUAGGUGCCUGGGCCGAGAAGAGAAUGAAGGAACUGAUGAUCUGA